UGUUAAAUGUAAUUCCAAAGUUAGCGGUGCUUUCACCGUCGCCUGGUGGUGGUAGCAGCUCAAACAACCUAUCGAUAAGGGCGCUGGAGCCGACGACACCCACCGAGCCCGGAUAGGCGAUUAGAGCUUCUUCCCUUCAAACCGUAGUCCCCCUCUCUGGCCGGCCCCAAUCAAUAUCUACAGCUCGGCCAUGGCGAGUUGGGAGAGCGCCGAGCGCCAGGAAGAGGUGGUGGAGGAGGCGAGGGUUUGCAUCAACAAGGCCCUCACUGACGACGAGCUCCGAGCGGUGCUGGCAAGGCUGGAGAGGGAGGAGGAGAAGGACACGUUCGGCCUCGUCUGCAAGCGCUGGCUCCGGCUCCAGAGUUCCGAGCGGCGCCGCCUCCGGGCCCGGGCCGGCCCGGCCAUGCUCCGCCGGAUGGCCGACCGCUUCUCCAGCCUCGUCGAACUCGACCUCUCCCAGUCCGUCUCCCGGUCCUUUUACCCCGGUGUCACCGACUCCGAUCUCUCGGUUAUCGCCACCGGGUUCCGGGGCUUGCGAAUUCUUAAUCUCCAGAACUGUAAAGGUG
Elaeis guineensis (African oil palm) is the source of this 566-nucleotide messenger RNA. The record is from RefSeq and is a predicted model, not a curated record. Lineage: Eukaryota; Viridiplantae; Streptophyta; Magnoliopsida; Arecales; Arecaceae.